Sardina pilchardus (European sardine) is the source of this 2988-nucleotide messenger RNA. Its product is annotated as diacylglycerol kinase alpha-like. NCBI's taxonomy places the organism in Eukaryota, Metazoa, Chordata, Actinopteri, Clupeiformes, Clupeidae. The transcript has 24 exons. Bases 77 to 2257 code for a protein of 726 amino acids. Gene Ontology annotation, molecular function: ATP-dependent diacylglycerol kinase activity; calcium ion binding. Gene Ontology annotation, cellular component: plasma membrane. The record is from RefSeq and is a predicted model, not a curated record. Gene Ontology annotation, biological process: intracellular signal transduction; lipid phosphorylation; diacylglycerol metabolic process.
CCCUCCUACGCUAGGGCUAGGCCAGUGCUGUCAGCGUUGAACGUCGGAGCUCAACGGUGUCCAGUGGACAUCCAAGAUGACGUCUUCGGCAGCUGAGCCUUGCGGGGCCGAGUUGAGUCCUGUUGAUUUCAUCCAGCUGCAGCAGUACAUGGAGUACAGCACCAUGAGGGUGAAGGACGUGGUGAAGGAGUUCAAUGCUGGGGGCAAGCUGGUGCAACAUAGGUCUGGAGAUCGCAUCAACAGGACGGGUUUCUCACUCUUCCUCAAGACCUAUCUGGAGGCAGACAACCUGCCCGGCGAGCUCUGCCAGCAUCUCUAUCAGUAUUUCCAGGAGUCAGAGAUGUGCAAGCAAAAACAUAAAGACGAUGGUGUUUGUCUCAAGGCGAUGUCGUGCUACUUCUCUGUUUUGGAGGAGGGAAAGCCCAUGGAUAAACUGGAAUUUACCUUCAAGCUGUAUGACAAAGAUAGCAAUGGCUAUCUGGAUAAAUCAGAAGUGGACUCAAUAAUAACCCAGAUGAUGCGCGCGGCAGAUUAUCUUGGUUGGGACGUGACAGAGCUUAGAUCGCUGCUGGAGGACACAAUGACCGCUAUAGACGCGGACAGCAGCGGGACGGUGACCCAGCAGGAGUGGAUUGUUGGAGGGAUGAACAACGUGGCUCUCCUGGUGCUGCUUGGCUUAAAGAUUGCGGAGCAGGACAGCCAGCACACGUGGCGGAUGAAGAACUUCACCAAGCCCACCUACUGCUGCGUGUGUGAUGGGAUGCUCAUGGGUCUUCGCAAACAGGGCCUCUGCUGCAGUGUUUGCAAAUACAUGGUCCACAGUCGCUGUGCCAACAAGAAUCCUGCCCCAUGUGUGCGCACGUACGUCAAGAACAAGGCUGAGAUCGGGGUUCCCAUGCAUGACUGGAUCAGGACAGAGAGUGAUGCCAGUAAAUGUGACUCCUGCCCAAAGAAGAUUAAAACUCUGACAGGAAAACGCUGUGCGUGGUGUCAUCACAAGCGCCAUGAUGAGUGUGUGAAUGUGGGCUCUUCUGAGUGUGACUGUGGACCUCUGAGAGAUCAUAUUCUACCCCCAUGGUGCAUCAGUCCCCUUCUCAAGGAGGAUGAGGGCCACGGCUCAUGCGCAGAGAAGCCCCUGAUGCAUAUGACAUCAGAAGGAACCCACUUACACAUCACUCCUCCACCACAGACACAUCCUCUUUUGGUUUUUGUGAAUCCUAAAAGUGGAGGGAAACAAGGAGAGAGGGUAAUGAGGAAGAUGCAGUACUUCUUGAAUCCACGACAAGUCUUCAACCUCAACAAUGGAGGACCAAGCCCUGGGCUUCACUUCUUCCGAAACCUUCUGCAGUACAGAGUCUUGGUUUGUGGUGGUGAUGGCACCGUUGGCUGGAUCUUAGAUGCUAUUGACAAAGCAGAACUUCCAGUGAACCCACCCGUGGCUGUUCUGCCCCUUGGCACAGGGAACGACCUCGCCCGUUGUCUGCGCUGGGGAGGGGGAUAUGAUGGCUCAGACCUCAGAGAGAUCUUAAAGGAGGUGGAACAUGGGUCUGUGGUUCCCAUGGAUCGUUGGAGUGUGCAGGUCACCCAGAACAACCCCCAAGAGGAAGGGGACCCUGUGCCCUACGAGAUUAUCAACAACUACUUCUCCAUUGGGGUGGAUGCAUCCAUUGCUCAUCGGUUCCACACUUUGAGGGAGAAGAAUCCACAGAAGUUCAAUAGCAGAGCAAAAAACAAGCUGUAUUAUUUUGAACUGGCCACAUCUGAGACCAUGUCUGCUUCUUGCAAGAAACUGUCGGAUUAUAUUGCUAUUGAGUGCUGUGGGGUACCGCUGGACCUGAGCAGUAUGGACCUACAAGGGAUUGCUGUUUUGAACAUUCCCAGCAUGCACGGUGGCUCCAACUUGUGGGGAGAAACGCGGAAGGACGAGGCUGAGAGUGUCACAGAUUUGCCAGACGUCAUUGUAGAUCAUGACACUCUGAAGACCAAGUCCCAAGAUUUGAGUGAUAAGCGCCUGGAGGUGGUUGGUCUGAUGGGGGCUCUGGAGAUGGGCCAGAUAUACUCUGGGCUGAAGAGCAUGGGCCGUAGACUGGCCCAGACGGCCCAGAUCACAAUCAGUACAUUAAAAGCUCUGCCCAUGCAGAUAGACGGAGAGCCAUGGAUGCAGCCGCCAUGCACAAUCCAAAUUACACACAAGAACCAAGCAAACAUGAUGAUGGCAUCUCCCUUCAAGUCGACUGGCUUCUUCCACCUCAAAUGAAGACGGAACUUGAAUGCCCUGUGAAGUCUCCUACCUAACUUUGCUUGAUUUCCAUCUAGCUUCUUAUUCUGCCCCCAUGUGCUUGUCUGUGUCUGUCUGUCCAUCCAACUGCUUCUCAAAGAGGAAGUAUCACAUCAGUCACUAUUUCCAUGUUCACUUAAUAACCACAGACAAACAGAUCAGACUUGACUUUAUAAAUGUGCACAAGUUUCAUUCCUCCACAGAACAUGGUUCAUUUCAGAUGACAGAUGUACUUUUUAAAUGUGUUUGUGUUGGUUAUCAGUAACAGGUGUUGUAUUAUGCCACUUUGUGUUGUGCUAAAGAAGGAGAAAUAUUUGUGUUCAGUCCUUCAGAUGAAUUGCAUUUAACAAUUUGUGGUUUACGUUUUGGCAAUGGCACAUAUGAUUUUUUAUUGAAUGGGAGGGAACAGAUUCUCUCUAGGACUAGUAAACAUAUGAGGCUUUCAUGGCUUAAGCAGCAUCAUCGCUCUCUUUUGUGGUACAAUCCAUUUGCAAAAUCAAUGUUUUCAUUUUACUAAUGUAGGCUAGCUUUUUUCCAGUGUGGUUAUAAAUUAUUUAUUAACAUAGUAACAUUAUGAAAAUGAUGUGUUUGCUGUUUGUAUUUGCACACUUACAUUUUUAUUCUGUUUUAACCGGUGUUGUUCUAAUCUCCAGUUUGGAAAUGUGUUCAUCAUUUGUAAUAAAUUGAUAUUGAAGUGGUUUUGAUAAUUA